Molecule: messenger RNA, 5118 nt
Organism: Odocoileus virginianus texanus
Lineage: Eukaryota; Metazoa; Chordata; Mammalia; Artiodactyla; Cervidae
Gene: DROSHA
Product: drosha ribonuclease III
Biological process (GO): primary miRNA processing; rRNA processing; pre-miRNA processing
Cellular component (GO): nucleus; microprocessor complex
Molecular function (GO): ribonuclease III activity; RNA binding
Source: RefSeq, a predicted model, not a curated record
GGCAAGUGUACUGGAGUGGGUUGCCAUUGCCUUCUCCGAUGUAGCUAUAAACAGAAUUAAAAGGAAAAUAGACUGAAAAAGGUUACGUUACAUAUGACAGAAGAUGGGUGAUAAUUAAAAUUAAAAACUGUCAAUAAAAAAGACUAUAAUCCUAAUGUAAAAAAUAUCAGCAUGGUGUAUUGAUUCAUGUUCAUAUUAGUAAAAGAAGUGAAUGUGAAACCUGUUAUUUCAGUAGUGACAAAUUAAAUGAGAUGCUCUCUUUGUAAGGAUAGAAAAGAUUAAAAACAAUCUUGUUGACAGGUUGUGUGGAAAUGGGAAAUCAUAUACAGUUUUGGUGGUCAUUUAAACUGGUAAUUCUUAUCUGUAGAGAAGCCUUUAAAAAAGUACACACUCUUUGUGUGUGAAAUAAUAUGACAAGUAUGCAAAGAACACAAGUGUAUUUACAGUAGCAUUGUUUACAAUGGGGGAAGAAAGGUAACAUCCUAAUUGACAAUGAUCAGAUUUGUCAGAUUACGAUAUAUACAUAUAAAAGAAUGAUAUGCAUUAUUAAAAAUGGUUCAGAUGUAGAUGUAUUGAAGUAGAAUGAUGUUCCUGAUUUACCACUUGUUGAGGAGAACAGGCUACAGAGUUCCUGUUUUUAGAAACUUGUAUGUUUAUAUAUCCAUAUCUUUUAACAUAUUUGUGAAAUAUAAUUGUUAUCUCUGAGUGGUGUUACAGGUGAUUUUUGUUUUAUAUUUCUACAGUGAACAUAUAUACAUUUUACUUCACAGUAAAUAUUUUUUUCUGGUAACAAACCUCUUGAUGUAUACUGUAAUAUUUAGAAGUUGCAUCAAUAAGUAAUAUAUAUAGUCCUUCUAAUCACCCACUAUUUUCCCCCUGAUGUAUAUACACCUACAGUUAUAUUUUCCCUGCUAUAAAAUUAGAAAUGAGUGAUAGAGUUGAUGGAAAAACUUAACUUGUGGCUUUGACCCAGAUGUAAACUUUCUUGGAUAAGAGUGACUUUGUCAGUAGAGCUGCCGAGGUGGCAGCACAUCACUAAUAAAGCAGCAGUCUCUUUCCCUGGCUGGAUUCUCCAAGUCUGUAUGGUUCCACUGAAACGUCCUGGGCUUAAUUUAAAAAUCUACCCUAUGGGUUUUUCCCUCCAAGCACAUCCUUACGCUGAGCCUUUGCAAAUUUCAUGCUCCAGUGAUUCAAGGAGAUAGAAUUGCUUUUUUCCUUUUUAAUUGAGUUACUAUUAGUAUUUGUGGGGGUCAGAAUUAGGUGAAUUGGUGGUUCAUUAAGCAGUAAUACCCAAGUACGGGCUUCCAGAGAAAUGGUGAGGGAUGGUAUAACUGGUUCACUCUUGGAUUUUGGUCCUCAGGCUAAAUUUAUGGCUAAGUGGAGACCAUGUUUUAUGAAGACUUUUUUUUUUCUCUUGGCAAAGCAAGAUGUGGAGAAUUCAAAAUUAGUGUGCUCAAUGCUGAGAUUGUCUAUAGAUGGAGAUGUCCACAUGUUUCCCAGAGAUCUUUCUGUUCUAGGAGUUAUGGUUUGCCGGUUGCUCCUGAACCUGCCGGAUGCACACCAGAAUCACCUGGGGAGAUUAUUAAAAAUACAGAAUCUUGGGCCCCACCCCCGGAGACUGUGAAUCAUCGCUCCCCAAGCAGGGAGAAGAAGAGAGCUCGCUGGGAGGACGAAAAAGACAGAUGGAGUGACAUCCAGGGCUCUGGCAAAGAGAAAAACUAUACCUCAAUCAAGGAAAAGGAGCCAGAGGAGGCGCUGCCUGAGAAACACGAGGAGGAGGAGGAGGAGCUCCCUAAGCCCGUGUGGAUUCGGUGCACCCACUCAGAAAACUACUACUCCAGUGACCCCAUGGAUCAGGUGGGAGAUUCUACUGUAGUUGGAACAAGUAGGCUCCGUGACUUAUAUGACAAAUUUGAGGAAGAGUUGGGGAGCAGGCAGGAGAAGGCCAAAGCUGCUCGACCCCCAUGGGAGCCUCCCAAGACGAAGCUAGAUGAAGAUUUAGAGAGUUCCAGUGAAUCCGAAUGCGAGUCCGAUGAGGACAGCACCUGCUCUAGCAGCUCAGACUCUGAAGUUUUCGACGUCAUUGCAGAAAUCAAACGUAAAAAGGCCCAUCCUGACCGGCUCCAUGAUGAACUUUGGUACAACGACCCAGGCCAGAUGAAUGAUGGCCCACUCUGCAAAUGCAGCGCAAAAGCGAGACGCACGGGCAUCAGGCACAGCAUUUAUCCCGGAGAAGAGGCCAUCAAGCCCUGUCGUCCUAUGACCAACAAUGCUGGCAGGCUUUUCCACUAUCGAAUUACAGUCUCACCUCCCACAAACUUUUUAACUGACAGGCCAACUGUUAUCGAAUACGAUGAUCACGAGUAUAUCUUUGAAGGAUUUUCUAUGUUUGCACACGCCCCCCUGACCAAUAUUCCACUGUGUAAAGUAAUUAGAUUCAACAUAGACUACACGAUUCAUUUCAUCGAAGAGAUGAUGCCUGAGAAUUUUUGUGUGAAAGGACUUGAACUCUUUUCAUUAUUCCUAUUCAGAGAUAUUUUGGAAUUGUAUGACUGGAAUCUCAAAGGUCCUUUGUUUGAAGACAGUCCUCCCUGCUGUCCAAGAUUUCAUUUCAUGCCACGUUUUGUAAGAUUUCUUCCAGAUACUUUCAAACAGAUUUCCAAAAUGAUGGUACCUUUUCACUGUCCCACGUGCAGUAUAGACGGAGGAAAAGAAGUGCUGUCCAUGCACCAGAUCCUACUUUACUUACUACGCUGUAGCAAAGCCCUGGUUCCCGAAGAGGAGAUUGCCAAUAUGCUUCAGUGGGAAGAGCUCGAGUGGCAGAAAUACGCAGAAGAAUGCAAAGGCAUGAUCGUCACCAACCCUGGAGCGAAACCAAGCUCUGUCCGCAUCGAUCAACUGGAUCGUGAACAGUUCAACCCUGAUGUGAUUACUUUUCCGAUUAUCGUUCACUUUGGGAUACGCCCUGCACAGUUGAGUUAUGCUGGAGACCCACAGUACCAGAAACUGUGGAAGAGUUACGUUAAGCUUCGCCACCUACUAGCAAAUAGUCCAAAAGUCAAACAGACUGACAAGCAAAAGCUCGCACAGAGGGAGGAAGCACUCCAAAAAAUACGACAGAAGAACACUAUGAGGCGAGAAGUAACGGUGGAGCUGAGUAGCCAAGGCUUCUGGAAAACUGGCAUCCGUUCUGAUGUCUGUCAGCAUGCCAUGAUGCUGCCGGUUCUGACCCAUCAUAUUCGCUACCACCAGUGCCUAAUGCAUCUGGACAAGUUGAUAGGAUAUACUUUCCAAGAUCGUUGUCUGUUACAGCUGGCCAUGACCCACCCAAGUCAUCACUUGAAUUUUGGAAUGAAUCCUGAUCAUGCCAGGAAUUCUUUGUCUAACUGUGGAAUUCGGCAGCCCAAAUAUGGAGAUAGAAAAGUUCAUCACAUGCACAUGCGAAAAAAAGGGAUUAACACCUUAAUAAAUAUUAUGUCACGCCUUGGCCAAGAUGACCCAACUCCCUCAAGGAAGCAGACUUGGAUGGAAGGUGGAGAGAGCAGGGUUAGAAGUGAAGCACUGCUGCGGCUGGUAAUGGCCUCUUCAGCGAGGAUUAAUCACAACGAACGGUUGGAGUUCCUGGGUGAUGCUGUUGUUGAAUUUCUGACCAGUGUCCAUUUGUACUAUCUGUUUCCCAGUCUGGAAGAGGGGGGAUUAGCAACAUAUCGGACCGCCAUCGUUCAGAACCAGCACCUUGCCAUGCUAGCCAAGAAACUUGAACUGGAUCGGUUUAUGCUUUAUGCUCAUGGACCUGACCUUUGUAGAGAAUCAGACCUUCGGCAUGCAAUGGCUAAUUGUUUUGAAGCAUUAAUAGGAGCUGUUUACUUGGAGGGAAGCCUGGAGGAAGCCAAGCAGUUAUUUGGACGCUUACUCUUUAAUGAUCCGGACCUGCGCGAAGUCUGGCUCAAUUAUCCUCUCCACCCACUCCAGCUUCAAGAGCCAAAUACUGAUCGACAACUUAUUGAGACUUCUCCAGUUCUACAGAAACUUACUGAAUUUGAAGACGCAAUUGGAGUAAUUUUUACGCAUGUUCGACUUUUGGCAAGAGCAUUCACAUUGAGAACUGUGGGAUUUAACCAUCUGACCCUAGGCCACAAUCAGAGGAUGGAAUUCCUUGGUGACUCCAUAAUGCAGCUGGUAGCCACAGAGUACUUAUUCAUUCAUUUUCCAGAUCAUCAUGAAGGACACUUAACUCUGUUGCGAAGCUCUUUGGUGAAUAACAGAACUCAGGCCAAGGUGGCGGAGGAACUGGGCAUGCAGGAAUACGCCAUCACCAACGACAAGACCAAAAGACCUGUUGCCCUGAGAACCAAGACCUUGGCUGACCUUUUAGAAUCAUUUAUUGCAGCAUUGUACAUUGAUAAAGACUUGGAAUACGUUCAUACUUUCAUGAAUGUUUGUUUCUUUCCACGAUUAAAAGAAUUCAUUUUGAAUCAGGAUUGGAAUGACCCCAAGUCCCAGCUUCAGCAGUGCUGCCUGACUCUUAGGACGGAAGGAAAAGAACCAGACAUUCCGCUGUACAAGACUCUGCAGACAGUGGGGCCAUCCCAUGCUAGGACCUAUACUGUGGCUGUCUACUUCAAGGGAGAAAGAAUUGGCUGUGGGAAAGGACCGAGUAUUCAGCAAGCAGAAAUGGGAGCAGCAAUGGAUGCACUUGAAAAAUAUAACUUUCCCCAGAUGGCCCAUCAGAAGCGGUUCAUUGAACGGAAAUACAGACAAGAGUUAAAAGAAAUGAGGUGGGAAAGAGAGCAUCAAGAGAAAGAGCCAGAUGAGACCGAAGACAUAAAGAAAUAAAGGAAGGCAUGGACGGAAGUGGUGGUGUAUUUACUUGCCUAAUAACUGUGACUGUUGCCCAUUGAGACCUAGCCUAGUUUUUGUGGAGACACUGAAUGAAGGCUGCCCAUUGAAAUAAAACACAAAGUCACAUCAUUCUCGUUUUACUGAUCUCGUAUUUGGUUUUUAGCUGGAUGGGGUUUAUUACAAAAUAUUUGAUUUCUAUUUAAUGUAAAGCUUCACUUGGGUAAAUGUGUGUAUUCCCUUUUAUUUUGCUUUUUAAACAAUAAAAUUAAAAAUGUG